This is a messenger RNA of Ctenocephalides felis (cat flea), 573 nucleotides long. RefSeq names its product gastrula zinc finger protein XlCGF7.1-like. Gene Ontology annotation, cellular component: nucleus. Gene Ontology annotation, biological process: regulation of transcription by RNA polymerase II. Lineage: Eukaryota; Metazoa; Arthropoda; Insecta; Siphonaptera; Pulicidae. Gene Ontology annotation, molecular function: DNA-binding transcription factor activity, RNA polymerase II-specific; sequence-specific DNA binding. The transcript is spliced from 4 exons. Bases 1 to 573 code for a protein of 190 amino acids. The record is from RefSeq and is a predicted model, not a curated record.
AUGUUCGAAAAUUUACCACGUUCGGCCCAAUGCGAUUUGUUUUGGGUCCGUCUAAAGGCCAUAGUCAAAGCAAAAGGUGGUGAUAUCGAGCAAAAGUUUUCAUCCUUCUUGGCAGAACGCAGAAGUCAAUUCAAGUUAUUUUGCCACCUUGCCUAUGGUUUUCCAAAUUAUCCGGCUACUUCAAAAUCCUCGAAACAAGUAUUCUUCCAAUGUCGAGACUGUGGAAAGUUUUACAAAUAUGAAAGAAAUUUACAAUCUCAUUUGAAAAAUGAAUGUUUCUUCUAUUGCGGCUACGAUCCAUUAGGAAAACUGGCUGCCAUCCAAAGGAAAGACCAGUUUACCUUGAACACUGUAGUUAAUGAAAAUGCAUCUUUCAAAUGCAAAAAAUGUAGCAAAACAUAUAAAUACCAAAGCAGUCUUUAUAAUCAUGUUACAUAUGAAUGUGGAAAUCCACCGAAAUUUCAAUGUCCAGUUUGUCCAUAUAAAGCUCACAGAAAAGGAAAUCUUGCCUUUCAUAUCAAAAAUAGACACCCGGAAUUUGCAAUGUUUUCUGUACAAGAAAUGGGAAUAUAA